This is a messenger RNA of Musa acuminata AAA Group (dessert banana), 1263 nucleotides long. Its product is annotated as protein RGF1 INDUCIBLE TRANSCRIPTION FACTOR 1-like. The record is from RefSeq and is a predicted model, not a curated record. The coding region runs from base 416 to 1105 and encodes 229 amino acids. The transcript is spliced from 5 exons. NCBI's taxonomy places the organism in Eukaryota, Viridiplantae, Streptophyta, Magnoliopsida, Zingiberales, Musaceae.
AGACGGUGUCUCCUCCAAAUGUAGCUUUCGUGCAAAUGUACACACAGCUCAGCCAAUAAUUCAGCCUUCAAUUCUCGAUGAACAGAUCAUCCAUCCAUUCGUUGUCAUAUAAUUAUUUCCAACACAAUGGUUCUGCCACAUAUGUUCUUCAGAAAUCUUUGAGCAUCCUACAGCCUCUGGGAAAAUGAUUUGUGAUGCUCAAACCAUCCUCUCAUCUUUUUGUCCUUUCUUAGUUGCAGGUUACCGAUGACCGUCUCUCGGCAUUGAACCGUAGCAGGAGCUUAACCAGAGCAUGAAAGAUGCAGUGAAUUCAGUCUCUUUCUUUGCGCUGGAAUACUCCUCCAGAGGCCGAGCUGGUGGUCGCUAUCGAGAGUAGCUAAAAGAUUGCGUUUUUAGACGCAGAGAGAAGGAAGACAUGGUGAUGACGAGCCCUAUGUUUCGAUUGGGGAACGAGGACACGGGUCCGCCAUGGCUGCGGCCGCUCCUGAAGGCGAGCUUCUUCGUCCCCUGCCAAUUUCAUGGGGAUUCCAACAAGAGCGAGUGUAACUUGUACUGCUUGGAUUGCAUGGGGAAUGCGCUCUGCUCCUACUGCCUCCCGGGCCACAAGGAUCACGACGUCGUUCAGAUUCGGAGGUCUUCGUAUCACAAUGUGAUCAGAGUGUCGGAGGUGUCCAAAUUCAUAGACAUCUCUUGCAUCCAAACCUACAUUAUCAACAGCGCCAAGAUAGUGUUCCUCAACGAGAGGCCGCAGUCAAGGCCCGGAAAGGGAGUCACCAACGCUUGCGAAAUCUGCAGCCGCAGCCUCUUGGAUUCCUUCCGGUUUUGCUCCAUUGGCUGCAAGCUAGAAGGUAUGAGGACGGACCCAGAGCUCACCUUCACCCUCCACCCCAAGCCUCGCCGCGAGCCGAUGCAUGGCUCUGAAUCCGACGAGUCAUCGACCAGUCGAAAGCUGCGAAAGACCUCAGGCAUUAGCAGAAGCAUCACCCAACUCCCUGCAGCGAAAUGGGGCAACGAAGGUAGCAGCAUCUCUUCCGGGACUCCUCCCAUCGUCAUCAGCUACCGGACAUCCCGACGGAAGGGCGUGCCUCAUCGGGCUCCAUUCUAAGGUUGUGGAUAUGUACCGUGAAUAUAUAACACCAUAGGAAUAACGAAACCAAAGUGUAUGGUUCUUAGUUUCUUCUCCUUCCUAUUUGGACAUAAUGGAAGUGUGAGGAAGAAGUGGGCUUCAUGCAUCUUAUAUCGACUAGGAUACGUUCAUCUCGA